Molecule: messenger RNA, 324 nt
Organism: Morus notabilis
Lineage: Eukaryota; Viridiplantae; Streptophyta; Magnoliopsida; Rosales; Moraceae
Product: putative lipid-transfer protein DIR1
Exons: 1
Coding region: 1-324 (107 amino acids)
Biological process (GO): systemic acquired resistance
Molecular function (GO): fatty acid binding
Source: RefSeq, a predicted model, not a curated record
AUGACCGCGAUGAUGGGAGUGGAGGCACAAGGCCAGCUGGGGCAGCCAGGGUUGCCAGUCCCCGCCCCGACUUGUACUAGCACAUUCUUCAGUGCUCUCAUUAGGCUAAUACCUUGCAGGGCGGCGGUUGCUCCUUUUAGCCCCAUUCCCCCGAGCGAAGCCUGCUGUAAUUCCGUCAAAGCUCUAGGCCAGCCUUGCUUGUGUAUUCUUAUCAAUGGCCCUCCAAUCUCCGGUGUUGACCGGAACAUGGCCCUCCAGCUCCCCGAAAAGUGCACCGCCAACUUUGAACCAUGUAGCCCUCCUGUUUACCCUAUUAAUCACUAA